UAGGCUGGUCUCGAGUGCCUGGGCUCAAGCAGUCCCCCCAUCUUGCCCUCUUAAAUUGCUGGGAUUACAGGUGUAAGCUGGAGCAGAACCCUGGGCAGCUGGUAGUGAGGGGCUUUGAUGUUAGGCUAAAGGAUUCAGGCUCAUAAUGGAUCUUGGAUCCCUGCCUACCCACUACCCACUUCCCUUGUUUGGUUCUGCUUUGUCUUAGGCUCAGUUCUCAUCCUUCCUGUAUUGAGCUUGAAUGUAUACCCUGUCUGGCCUUGCUUUCCUUGCUCCCGUCUUUAGUCUGGUUCUGUGCCAGCUCCACCUUUGCCCAUAUAGGGACUGGCAGGUAUCCCUGAAACCUAAAACUUUGCCCUGAAUUAAACUCAUCAGAGGAGUCUUAAACACACAAGCCGAGGCUCUUUGUGCUGUCUGUCCCUGUCUUUCUAGAGGAUAGAGAAGCUGUCAUUUUUCUGGCUGUGGCUUACCUGCUUGGCUUGGUGCCCUGGGAUCUUGAGGCUCAGUAAUCACAGCUUGUAGCCCCAUAAUCUGCCUGCUUGCCAACUCUUUUUGCUGCUCAGGAGUUCCUGUUAGUUCAGCAGAGCCCAGGGAAGUGAGGUACUGUCUCCAGCUACCCUUCCUGUGCAAAUAGGUGACUCCAACAGGAUCUGGUUAGGGUAAUAGACUUACUGGUUUGGAAUUUGAUCCUCUUUGCAAGCAGACAAAGGAAUCCUGCCAGCUGUCACCCUUCCUGGAAUUCUCAGGUUGAACUGAUUUGACCUCGCCUCCAAAUAUCCUAAAUCCUGACAGCUUUAUGGAGCCCAGGCCUGGCAGGCUCCUAGAACUUGAAGCCACCAGACCCCACAUGGAACCAAAGGCCUCCUGUCCAACUGCUGCACCCUUGGUGGAGAGAAAAUUCCAUGUUCUUGUGGGUGUCACGGGGAGUGUUGCAGCCCUGAAGUCACCUCUUCUGGUGUCAAAGCUUUUGGACAUUCCUGGGCUGGAAGUAGCAGUGGUCACAACCGAGAGAGCCAAACAUUUCUACAGCCCCCAGGACAUUCCUGUCACCCUCUACAGCGAUGCUGAUGAAUGGGAGAUGUGGAAGAGCCGCUCUGACCCAGUUCUGCACAUUGACCUGCGGAGGUGGGCAGACCUCCUGCUGGUGGCUCCUCUUGAUGCCAACACGCUGGGGAAGGUGGCCAGUGGCAUCUGUGACAACUUGCUUACCUGCGUCAUCCGGGCCUGGGACCGCAGCAAGCCCCUGCUCUUCUGCCCGGCCAUGAACACCGCCAUGUGGGAGCACCCUAUCACAGCGCAGCAGGUAGACCAGCUCAAGGCCUUCGGCUAUGUCGAGAUCCCCUGUGUGGCCAAGAAGCUGGUGUGUGGAGACGAAGAAUGUGUUCAGGCCAAGUCGGUGAAGAUGGAUGUUGGCAAAAUAGGAGGAUUCCCUUAUUUGCUGAAUGGGGGGCCUGCUCUGAGCCUCCCCAGGGGCCGGGACUGCUCCAGGUUAUAUUGGACAGAAGGCCCAGGUCUCAGCUUCUUUCAACCAAGAGAGGCCGCUGCCUAGAGCCCAUUCCCACCUUUUCCUGGAUGGGCGAGGCAAGCCAGGAGAGCAAGCAGUGUUGUCCUCACUGGAGGAGGACUGAGCGACUGGGAAAACUCGGCUCUACAUCUCACCGAGAACGACUUUCAGGAACACCACAGCUGGAGAGUCCUGGCUGAGCCUUGGGAGCUUCAGCUCUUUGGCGGGGUGCCCAGGUGCCAUGCGAUCAGCGAAGCCUGCGAGUUGGCAGGACUCUGAGGUUUCCUGCAGACCAUGCCAUGAGAUUGAAGGUGCGGGGAAAUAAAGAAAAAUCACCGUUUAGGAGGCUCCAUUCUUUCCCUAUAACCCAACUGUGGUCCCAGAGACCAGGGGGUGUUGCCAGGUGUGGCUGGGGAAGGGUCUGGGUUGAAUGACUCACCAGCACUCUUUAGUCCCCAUAUAACAUGGUGGUUAAGGAUAAAGUUCUGAAGCCAGAAAGCCCCUAGUUCCAAUCCCAGCUCUGCCACUUACUGGCAGUGGGAGUUUGGUUCAGGACUUAGCCUUCCUGACCUUCACUUUCCUCAGCUAUCUUGUUAUCCUACCCUCAGGGAGUUGUUGAGAGGAUUCAGUGAAAUUAUGUGUGCAAAAUACCCAUGCCACUGAGUGCCUGGAACAUAGUAAAUGUCAAAUCAAUGGAAGUUAAAACUAGGCAUGCAUAUAUGCCAGAGAGCUUUCCUAACAUUUACUGCAAUGCCCCGUCUCAUUUUGGGAAGAAGAACAUCCUGGAUGCUAAGCUGGCACAUCCCUUUAUGCAAGUGACAGGUAAGCAGCCAGGAGAGUUGACCCUGCCCUGGGACCCAGGCCUCUUUCCUGCUUCCUGGUUUCCUCUGUUCUCAUCCUUUCAGCUUUGCUGGACCUGAGGCAGGGGCCUGGGUGUCUGUGCCUCCCCCAACCCCCAGUAUACAUGACCAAGGGAAGUAGAUCCAGAGACACCGUGCACUCUGGCCCAGAAACCCUCUGCUACCCAGCUUUUGCCCUAAUUGCCAUUUGAUGUGGCUGCAGUGGGGUGGGCUUGUCUGCAUAUUUGGAACUGAGGCUGAGGCUGGCUUCCUGCCCUCCGACUUCCAGGCCAGGUAUAGGGGACAUCCCAUGUGGGCUCUGAGAACGCUGAGAGUAGAGGUGCCUUGAGGCGACCAGGAAGCCCUCUGGCUGGAAUCAAUGCUCCAGCAGUCUCCACAGCCUUUAUGUCAACAGCACUUGACUUCACCAUGUGACCUUUGGGAUAAAAUUGCCUUAGGGCACGAAAUAAACUAUAACUA
Messenger RNA from Piliocolobus tephrosceles (Ugandan red Colobus), 2823 nucleotides. It is a transcript of the gene PPCDC, whose product is annotated as phosphopantothenoylcysteine decarboxylase. Lineage: Eukaryota; Metazoa; Chordata; Mammalia; Primates; Cercopithecidae. The record is from RefSeq and is a predicted model, not a curated record. Gene Ontology annotation, biological process: coenzyme A biosynthetic process. Gene Ontology annotation, cellular component: phosphopantothenoylcysteine decarboxylase complex. Gene Ontology annotation, molecular function: phosphopantothenoylcysteine decarboxylase activity; FMN binding. The transcript has 6 exons. Bases 797 to 1549 code for a protein of 250 amino acids.